Messenger RNA from Toxoplasma gondii ME49, 2884 nucleotides. RefSeq lists its product as hypothetical. The transcript is spliced from 4 exons. Lineage: Eukaryota; Apicomplexa; Conoidasida; Eucoccidiorida; Sarcocystidae. The coding region runs from base 144 to 2525 and encodes 793 amino acids. The record is from RefSeq and is a predicted model, not a curated record.
AGCUUCUUUGCCAUUUCACUUCUUGCUAAAAACGCCGCGAAAGAGGGCACCCUCUUCACCGUUCCCUCCUCUCUUCUUCGUUCAACUCAAGUCCCUACUCUUUGUUUCUGUCGGGUUCCCAGUUUCUCUCUGCUGUUCUUCGCAUGUCGACAGCUGCACGAGUCCUCCGUGUCCUCUCUUUUCUCCUCCUUUGGUUUUCUGGUCGGCCAUGUGAACGCCUUUUCCUCCCAGUCCCGAAAUUCGCCAUGGCUAUUCGUCCUUCCUCGAGGCUCAUGCCCAGUCUCUCGUUCCUUCUCUCUCCCUCAAGAAGCUCUUCUUCCUCUCCGACUCACCUCUGCUCGCUUCAACUUCCUUGUUCCGGUUCCGUGUCGCCGUUCGUAUCACCUUCGUUUCCACACUCUCUAGCUACACGCUGUCCACGUUGGGGAACCUCUCUCUCGCGAUCGCGCUCCUUGACAUCUCAGUCCUCUUCUUCCUCAUCAUCAUCUGCUCCUUCUUCUGUUUCUCCUUCGUCUCUUUCAUCUCCAUGUCAUUCGCCUUCUUCUCCUUCUUCUCACUCUGCUCCCUCUUCGUGUUCUUUCUCCCGGAGUCGAGGUCACACUUCACUUUCGUCUGGGCCUUCCUGGGUCUCCUCCUUCGUCCUUCAAGAUGCGAGCAGCGAGAGGAAGACGGUCUUUGACGAACGCAAAGAAGCUGCGCUCGCAGCGAUCGCCCCUUCGGUGGCUCUGGAGUCUGUUGCGCUUCCCGCUGCAUCGGGGGAGACUCUCGGAGAGUCUGUUCUUCUUCCACCUGCCUCGUUUAGAGCUCCGCGACCCCGCUUCUCUCAACGCACAUCCCCGAGUCAUCCAGGAAAGACUUACGAAUCCGCUACCGCAGCCGGAGGGGAGACAUGUAGAGGCGGCGACGGGAGACACCGGAAAGACAGAUCGAAGAAGGGAAGUGUUGACGAAGAAAUUCGCCCUCUCCUCGACGCGAUAAACAAGUUGAAAAACUUCUACACAUCAAGCAGCUGCGCUGGUCGCAUUCUCCUCGUUGGAACUCCCUUUGAGAACUCUCAAGAGAAGGAAACAGUCUGUCCCUCUUCACGCUCUGCCGUUCCUGAUUCGGCUCCCUCUUUGACUGCGUCUUCUCCGGCCGACAAGUCUGCGUCACCGUCCGUGUUCCAAGAUGUGCGAGAGGCCCGCGCGGGUCCGCGUGGCUUGGAGCAGGAAGCAAAGAGGGAAGAGAGAGGAGACAGGAGUGCCUCUCAAGCGACGCAGACAGGAGGCAAGCCCAUCCAGGAGAGAAACGGAAACGACGAAGGAGCGGCUUCCCCAGAGGCGGCCAGUGAAGGAAAACGAAAAAAACAUUCGUUCGUUUUUCUCCUCAACCACCAUCAGAAGGUCGACGCCCACCAACUUCUGCACGCUGUUGCAGCAUGUCCCAUUCCGUGUCAGGAAAUUUGGUUGAAAGUGGAAGCCCCCAUUCUCCACGUUUGCUGUCGAUCUCUGACAGAUGCUUUGAACCUCAUUCGCGUGGCUCGUCCGUACACACACCGGGCUGUCCUCCUUCACGCGUCGUCCCCCGCUGUCGCCUCUUCUUCCGCCUCUCUUGAGGCUCUUCCUCGCGCGUCCUCUACCUCUCCGUCCUGUGGGAGUCCGCCACCGACUCCCGCUUCUUCUUCGUCGUUUGCGUGUUCGAUGCCUUCGUGGAGUGUCGCUGGCGGUGCACCCAACGAGGCCGCAGCGUCUCUCGGCGGGAUGGAUGGAGAGAGCAGAGCCCAGCGAAAGGCGAUGCGAGCGGAGGUAGCAGCCGACCAGAGGCAUCCCGCUGGGAAGGCCCGCAGGGCGGACGUCCUUCACUGCCGGAAGGAAAAAGAGACGCAAGCGGAGGAGAGGAAAGGCGACAGUGCAAGGUACAUUGUUGAGAUGAGCAACAGCUCGCGACUGGCAGUCCCCAUUCUAGUCCCUCCGUCUUGCUGGCUCGUGCCUCUGCCUCGCCUGGUGCCGGGAGAGAACACAAAAGAGCCCCAUCGCCGUUUGACCGCAGACACUGUCUCCCUUCCUUCUGAAACAGUCACAUCUACGCGCGAGACAGAGAGCGCACCGAACGCAGCAGCAAACAUGCGAGACGAAACGCGAGCAGAAAAAACCUCUGUAGCCCGAACUGAGGCCGCGUUGCUCCAAACGGAAACGCAGCGAAAGCCGAGGCGGGCGGCGGCAGGUGCGGAGUGCCGCAGAGGGGGAUCUGAACCAGUGAGUGUGCAAACGCGACGAGACGAAGAAGAGCAAGACGAACGCACUCUCACAGAGAAUGGAGGAACUUUGUGUGGGCGAGAAGACGGAGAGAAAAAAGAGGCGGAAGACCAAGGAAAGGAAAUAGCAGAGAGAAUCCUCUGGGAACGCUGGCUCACGUUAGCCCGCCUGUGCAACCAGGCACUGGAAGAGAGCCGGACGCGCUUCUUCGAACUGGAAAAACAAAUCCAGAAACUUUCGCAACCAAGUUUGGAAAGCAGCAGUGACCGCCCCGCGCAACAAAACAGAUGAACAAAGUGUCCAGCCGGAAGUCACCAAACUCAAACAUACCAAUCGAAGCGGAAGAAGAAACACAAGUUCUUUUCCCUAUACAUAUAAACAUAUGUGUAUAUACACAUACGCGAAUAUAGAUGUAUAUGUGCAUAUAUAUAUAUAUAUAUAUGUUGCAACACACACACACACAUGUGUGCAUGUGUUGAGGAUGAAGGUUUGGGGGACGAAUCGAAACCGUGAACCGUAGAGUUUGUGACAUGUCUUCUUGGACUACAUGGGCAGGUUUUAGUUGCCUGAUACAUUUUUCCGGUGGCCCAGAACACACAUCAUCUGGUUUUCUUCCUUUCUGGUUUCGGAAGAAAACGUCCAGUACGUCG